ACGUUGUCACUUAGUCACAGGGGUCACAGGUCAUAGUCCCGUUCGGUCCCGAUUAGUCGAUCUCUUUUUAACCCAAAUUUGUACAUGGGACCAAUGAUUGAUAAGAUAGGCAGUUGUGCAUACUCGAGAUCAAGAGCAAAUUUUCGUUUGUAUUUAGUAAUAUUAUUUCUUAGUUGCUGGCUGCUGUUGCUUUAUGUCUUGUCGCUUGGCACAGAUACACGAAAUUCCAAGUCAACGAAAGGAAUGGAUCUCCCCACUUUGUAUGAAUAUUACACUGAAGGAGGAAUCACAGCUGGUCUGGAGACCCUCCCUGAUACCUUCCAGUUGAACAAGAAGAAUAUCACAAUAUUCAGUGGGGCUAUUCACUAUUUUCGUGUGCAUCCAGACUAUUGGCGAGAUCGGCUGCGCAAACUUCGAGCUGCUGGUUUUAAUGCUGUCGAGACGUAUAUACCCUGGAAUCUCCAUGAACCAGAACGGGAUAAAUAUGACUUUGGGCAUGGGAGCAGUGACAUGUCUUUAUUCCUUGAUGUUGUUAAAUACAUUAAGACUGCCCAAGAAGAAGAUCUGCUUGUCUUAGUGAGACCAAGUCCUUACAUAUGUGCCGAGUGGGACUUUGGAGGCAUGCCAAGCUGGUUGUUGCAAUAUCCUGGUUUGCGUGUCAGAUCCUCAGAGACACAGUAUGUUGAUAGAGUAAAAAAGUACAACAGCAGAUUAAUGCCUCUUCUUGAAAGCCUGCAGUUUACAAAAGGUGGCCCAAUCAUUGCUUUUCAGCUUGAAAAUGAAUACGGGGCAUUAACAGAAGAUGGUAGUGAAGAGGAUGUGGACUACUUGAAGUUUCUAAAGGAAGAUUAUGAGAAAUAUGGUAUUGUUGAACUGCUGUAUACAUCAGACAAUCCAAUUUCCCAUGAAGAGAGAGGCAGUCUCCCUGGAGUGUUACAGACAGCUAAUUUCCAGAUUAAUCCUGAAGAUGAGUUGUCAUUACUAAAGAAAUUUCAACCAGACAAACCAGGGAUGGUGAUGGAAUAUUGGUCAGGAUGGUUUGACCAUUGGUUUGAAAAGCAGCACCAUACAACAUCUGUUGAAGCUUUCAGUGAUGUUUUGGAGCGAAUUCUUAAGUUCCCAGCAUCAGUCAACUUGUACAUGUUUCAUGGAGGAACUAACUUUGGAUUCCACAAUGGCGCAAACAUACAGGAUGAAUUUCCUCACUAUUUAGCUGAUGUCACCAGCUAUGAUUAUGAUGCUCCACUAACAGAGACUGGAGAUUACACUAACAAAUAUUAUGCUUGCAAACAUAUUGUAGCAAAAUAUAACAAGGUCCUCACGAAGGUUCCUUCUUCACCUGUUGUGAGCAAGAAGAUGGCUUAUAAGCCUAUAUCAGUCACAGGCCAGCUUAACUUCAAUCAGAUCAUUGACAGAAUUGCACCAGAGGAUCGCACAAAGUCUGACAGUGUGGUACACAUGGAGAAAUUACCUGUCAACAAUGGAAAUGGACAGAGCUAUGGCUUUGUAUUGUAUCGGCAUGCUGAAGUUGCAGUUCGCGUGAAUUCUACACUUCAAAUAAAGAAUGGCGCUUUCUAUGACAUGGGUAUUGUACUGCUGGAUGGGGAACGUAAGACGGAGAAAUUGACAUCAACUUCUCAACUGCUUCAGUUUGGUUACUGGGAAACUAAAAAUGCAAAAUUAUCUCUAAUUUCUGCCAGUUAUGGAACAAGAACUCUAGAUAUUUUGGUUGAAAACUGGGGCAGAGUCAACUUUGGGGUCCAUGCCACCUUUGACCAACGUAAAGGUUUGCUAGAGAAUACCAAAAUUUUAUUGGAUGAUGAGGAAGUUACAGGAUGGGAAAUAGUUUCUCUACAGUUUAAAUCCAAAUGGGUAAACAGUUUGGAUGCUUGGGGACCUGUCUCCAGUCAUAUGACUGCACCAACAUUGUUUCUUGCUACUUUACAAGUGGACACACCAUAUGACACAUUCCUUGACAUGAGAGGUUGGGGUCGUGGAGCAGUCUUCAUCAAUGGGUUCAACCUAGGUCGCUACUUUAGUGCAGGACCAACUCACUCACUCUACAUUCCUGCUCCAUUACUGAAAACUGGAACAAACCAUAUUGUUGUUUUUGAGCUGUUUACUGCACAGGCUCAACUUGUUUUCACAGAUAAACCAAUAUUGGGGCCUGAGUGAUACAUACCAGCUUUAAAUAAAAAUUUGGAUGUGUACCAAGAUAUGCAUACGUAUUGUAACAUCCAGAAAAAGUUUGUACAUUUCUUUAAACUGUCUAAUAAUAACAUACCCUUUCAGUUAAAAGGACUUCUAUGUAACCCGACAUAUAGUGAAAACAAGAAAUUCUUACAGAAUUUUGGUUCAGAGAUCUCAGAGGAGAGACCAAUUUUUAAAUUUUUCAGAAGUGGAAGGACUGUAAUCAAAUGUGUUAAGGGAGAAAACCUGCCACACUGGGGAAGGCUGUUAUGUUUAUUGGACAAUGCUAUAGUAGCACAAGGAGUAAAUGCAUUAUUAUUAAGGAAACAGAAGAUGUUGCUACCAUCUUCUAGAGGAAACCCAACUACAUACUCAGCAAAGCAAUCAAUCAAAGGCAGAGAUAGUCAACUACUGUUACCAGUGGCAGAUUUUAAAGCCCAGCAGGGGAAAAAAAAAUGCGAAGAAGCACUUCAAAGUUUCUGUUAAAACACCAAAAGGGAGAGAGGAGAAAGGUGCUUUGAAAGGUACUACAGGACUGGCUUGUCUCGGUGGUUCCACAAGAAAAAAUGAAUCAUCAUGCCUUCG
Molecule: messenger RNA, 2775 nt
Organism: Cryptotermes secundus
Lineage: Eukaryota; Metazoa; Arthropoda; Insecta; Blattodea; Kalotermitidae
Product: beta-galactosidase-1-like protein 2
Exons: 12
Coding region: 85-2175 (696 amino acids)
Biological process (GO): carbohydrate metabolic process
Cellular component (GO): vacuole
Molecular function (GO): beta-galactosidase activity
Source: RefSeq, a predicted model, not a curated record